AUGUUUAUUGGGGAAUGUUCACAUAUGACCUUAGACAUCUUGUCUCCUCUUGGCAUCACAUCUGGGCAUCUCUUUAACUUAGAAAAUAACUUAUAUUUGAUAUUUGACAAUGUGAUUCAGGGAGAUAUCCUUUACCUUUUCUAUGAAACGAAGAAUUCAAUUAAAAUGCAAGGUGAAAUUGGAGUUUCUCGAAGUAUUGAUAAGGGAGCAACGUGGCAGCACUUGGGUAUCGCCCUCAAUGAGGACUGGCAUGUCUCUUAUCCAUAUGUCUUUGACUACGAUGGCAGUAUAUAUAUGAUGCCUGAAGGCAGUUGGAAAGGGGAACUUCGUCUCUAUCGAGCCAUCGAGUUUCCUUUGAAAUGGACUCUCGAUAAGAUAAUAAUGAAAAAGCCUCUGGUCGAUUCUUUUAUUAUUCCUCGUGAGGGGAAAUUCUGGCUCUUUGGUUCAGAUCACAGUGGUAUAAGCACCCAAAGUAAUGGACAGCUGGAGAUCUGGUAUAGUAGCUCGCCUCGUGGUCCCUGGAAACCACAUAAGAAGAACCCUAUAUUUAACACAGACGAGAGCAUGGGAGCUCGGAAUGGAGGCAGGCCAUUUGUAUAUAAUGGAAAUCUUUACCGCAUUGGUCAAGACUGCGGUGAGACUUAUGGGCGGCGGAUACGUGUCUUCAGAGUGGAAGUUCUUACCACUGAGGAGUUCAAAGAAGUUGAAGUUCCCUUGGGUAUCGAAGAAUCGAGUAAGGGACGGAAUGCUUGGAAUGGGGCCCGCAACCACCACCUUGAUGUACAGCAGUUAAGUUCCGGUGAAUGGAUUGCAGUUUGGGAUGGGGACAGAGUACUGUCUGGAGAUGCAAAUCGUCGCUUUAUUCUUGGGUUUGUGUCAGUUUUAGCUGUUGCUGGGCUCGUCGUAUUUGUGGGCAUGAUAGUUGGGGCUGUGAGGUGCAUAGUACCCUUGAGCUGGUGCCUGCAUGACAUGGGAAAGAGAAGCGGUGUUUUCUUGGCUUGGGAGAGGUCGAAUUUGUUGUCUUCCAAGCUUAGACUUCUUUGCAGUCGGUUGAACAAAAUGAGCUCGAUUCUCCGUGCCAGAAUAAGACCAAACACGUGCACUAGAAUUUUCGUCCUUGCUUUAACAAUUUUGGUGGCUGUUGUGUUAAUGUGUGAUGGUGUUGCAUAUAUAUAUGGUGGUAGUGGCGCACAAGAACCUUACCUGUUCAAUGGUCACUAUUCGAAGUUCACUUUAUUAACAAUGACAUAUGAUGCUCGGCUUUGGAACUUGAAAAUGUAUGUGAAGCAUUAUUCGAGGUGUUCCUCGGUGCACGAGAUAGUUAUUGUGUGGAACAAAGGAAUACCUCCAAAAUCAAGUGACUUUGACUCCGCAGUGCCAGUAAGGAUAAGAGUCGAGAAACAGAACUCACUAAACAAUCGAUUUAAGAUUGAUUCAUCUAUAAAAACACGAGCAGUCCUGGAGCUUGAUGAUGAUAUUAUGAUGACUUGCGAUGAUAUUGAACGGGGCUUCAGGGUGUGGCGCGAGCAUCCAGAUCGAAUUGUUGGGUUUUAUCCUCGGCUCAUAAAUGGCAGCCCUUUGAAGUACCGAGGAGAAAAACAUGCUCGUAAACACGAUGGUUAUAACAUGAUAUUGACGGGGGCUGCUUUCAUAGACAGUCAGUUGGCUUUCAAGAGGUAUUGGAGCAAGGAAGCUGAGGUAGGCAGGGCAUUGGUCGACAGUUAUUUUAAUUGCGAGGAUGUGCUAAUGAACUACUUGAAUGCAAAUGCAAGUUCUUCGCCAGUAGUUGAGUACGUGAAACCUGCAUGGGCAAUCGAUACAUCAAAAAUCUCUGCUGUCGCAAUUAGCAGAAACACACAAGCACAUUACAGGGUCAGAAGCAAUUGUCUGAGGAAGUUUUCAGAUUUUUAUGGGAGUUUGGCUCAUCGGAAGUCCGAUUUUAGCAGGCGGAAGGACGGUUGGGAUGUAUAGUGAAGAACUCUUUAACAUCCAGUUAAAUAUAUUACCUGCUUCUCUCUUUUUUCUUAGUGUAAUUUGCUUCUACUCUAUAACUUGUACCUCCUGCUGUGUGAAUUUUGCUUUGGAGGGAUUUCUGAGAUCCACAGUUUUAAUUAGCGAAAUUUAUUCUUUUA
Messenger RNA from Olea europaea var. sylvestris, 2132 nucleotides. RefSeq names its product glycosyltransferase family protein 64 protein C5-like. Gene Ontology annotation, molecular function: glycosyltransferase activity. Gene Ontology annotation, cellular component: membrane. Bases 1 to 1971 code for a protein of 656 amino acids. The transcript has 3 exons. NCBI's taxonomy places the organism in Eukaryota, Viridiplantae, Streptophyta, Magnoliopsida, Lamiales, Oleaceae. The record is from RefSeq and is a predicted model, not a curated record.